AUGGAAAAAACAAGAAGAAUCAUCACACCAACUUUUCACUUUGAAAUUUUAGAACAAUUUAUUGACAUUUUUGAUUCAUGUUCUAGCGUUUUCGUAAAGAAAUUAAAAGAGAUACCCCAAGGAUCUAAAGUGGAUAUUUAUGAGCGAUCAGCUUUAUGUGCUUUAGAUGAUAUUAGUGAAACUGCGAUGGGGACUAAAGUUAAUGCACAAUUAAAUUCUGAAUCCAAAUAUGGUCAUGACACAACAGCUUUUGCAAUCGCAGCUACUUUAUAUUAUUUAAGUAUAAACCGACAAAUUCAGAGAAGCUUUAAGAUUGUAUCCAUCUGUACCAUUUUUUGGAAGGAAAGUUCUAAAAGAAACCAAAUUAGGUUUUUUGCAAUUUUCACAUGGGCUCUUCACAGAAACCCAAAACUUUAUCCUGACCCGGAAAAAUUUGACCCAGAAAGAUUUUCUCCUGAAAAUCAAACUAGUAGAGAUCCUUUCAGUUAUGUUCCAUUCAGUGCUGGACCAAGAAAUUGUGUUGGACAAAGAUUCGCAAUGUUAGAAAUGAAAUCAACCAUUUCAAAAGUAUCGAGACACUUUGAAGUUCUCGAAUCAGAAGGUUUUACUCCAGAAUGGUUGCCGGAUUUGAUUCUUAAACCAUAUAAUGGAUUAGAAGUUAAGCUAGCUUCUGGAAAUUAAUUAAUUGAUUAUGUGAAUCUACCUCUUAUUGUUAAAU
This is a messenger RNA of Onthophagus taurus, 718 nucleotides long. The record is from RefSeq and is a predicted model, not a curated record. NCBI's taxonomy places the organism in Eukaryota, Metazoa, Arthropoda, Insecta, Coleoptera, Scarabaeidae.